CUGCCGGUUUCCAUUACAUGUAGUAUGAUGUACAUGCAUACAUGAUGCCACAUCACGUUUUUUCAAAGAUAUAUUUUAAAGCAAUUUCUUGUCGAAUAUUAUUCAACUUGGUACCAAAAGAAAAAGUAUUUUCACAGGUUCGUUUGUGUAUUUGAUUAUGUUAUUGCUGAGAAACGUUUUUAUUUACUGAUGAUGUUUUUGUUGCUAUAUAUUUUUCCAUCUAAUAAAACCUAAAAAAUAUUAUAUUUGUACAUAUCAAUAGUAGCCAAUGACUGAACAAUACAAAUACACUAGAAAAAAAGAAGAUAAGUGAUAGAUCUAUAUGUGUUGGUUAAUGCUCUGAAGCCAGUGAAGGAGAUAAGCUUCAACAUAAUAUUGUACUGCAAAAAAAAGAUUUUUAUAGGAUAUAUAUAUAGCAAAAUUGGGUAGGUGAUAGGCGAUACAUAUUUUUGGCCAUGGAAAGAAUUGCAAACAAAUAUCCAGUCCCCUCAGUCAUAAAAAUUACAGUGAGUAUUUAUGCUCCCUGUAUAUAUUUGGUAGAGAAUAAGCACCAGCUACAUGUACAUGUAUGUGUUUCUUCCAAAAUAUGUUUCUCAAACAUAUUCUUUAUUUAUACUUACUGUUUUUAUUUCCUCGAAUACUUCACAUCAUUAUAUACUUUUUAAACAUUCAUUUUAAACAAAAAUAAGGAGAUGUGAUAUGAUUGCUAAUGCCAUGAGACAUUACUAUCCAAUGCCUUGUACAUUUUAAUUCAAUAAAUGUAAUUUUAGAAUACUCAAAUAUCAUUUUGUAAUUGUAUACUUGAGAACACUUCAUUCUAUUUUUUUUUUUAAUUCAUUUGCAAAAAACACAUUUUUUAUUUUCUUUUGUAGACUAAGAGCAUAUGAUAAAAAUCAGAAUUUCAAAAAUCCUGUUAUCCAUGCUCCAGAGCCAUUGGAGGUAGAAUGGCCUGUUUCAGGGUUUAAACAGUUGAAGAAGGAGCACAAGCUCAUCAUGCCGAAAUUAUCAAGAGAGCAAAUAGAGGCUUAUUUCUUGUAUAGGAUGGCAGAGGACAAUGUGUAUAGUGGUGACCUGCAAUCUAUGACAAAGGGUCAACUGAUGUUUGAAAGCCAUAGAGUUUUAGCGUGUUCUAUUUUAAAAAAUGAUAAUGGGAUAUUUCUUAGUGGUGUGGUAGGAGCAGCUAUGAAGAAAAAGGUAACUUACAACUACAGGUUGAAACUUGAAAAGAGCUCUGGUGAUCCACUGAACUCACAUUGUGAAUGUCCGGCUGGAAGGGGACCACAUGGAUCCUGCAAGCAUGUGGCAGCAGUGCUAAUAAUGAUUAGUGAGUUCAUAGCAACUGGCAAUGUAAAUACAGGAAGGUCGUGUACUGACACUUUAAUGAUGUUUACCAAGCCAAAAUCAUCAUAUAGUGGGUCUCCAGUGAAAGCAGAAAAGUUGCCAACUAAGAGAAAGCUGGCACCAGUUUAUCUUGCUGAUCCUAGACCAAUUAAAUACAGAAACUGCCCAGGUUACAAUGACCACAUCAAAAACACUGUAACAAACUUCUGCAGUGUAUCAUCAAUGGACUUAUCAAUUAGAUACUUGUAUGAAAAAGCUGAUAUUCAGGCAGCAGCCAAAGAUCAUGAUUAUUGUCCCAUGCCUUUUACUGAGCAUUCGGUUGAUAGAGCAAAUAAGGUAUUAAAAACUGGUUCAAUAAAUUUGGAUCACAGUUUGGUAAAAAAUUGAGUUAUCCCCCUUUGUCCUAGAAAUAUACUAAAAAUGUAAAUGCAAGUUACCCAGGAAAAAUGACAUAAGGAUGCAUGAAGUUCAUCAAUCAUUAAUCUGUUGUAUAAAUUUACCUAAUGCUUAACACGACAAAAUAAGAGAGGGUUUUUAAUAUUGUCAUUGAGCUUUCCUAUUAUGUUCUUCAAAAUGCUUUAGAUAUUUUUACUUUGGUAAUGAUUAAAGUCUUAAGGUAGCACUACAGUCAGAAUUUUCUGACUCCAACCAACAGUCUUUAAAGAUUAAUUACUCCAAAACCACUCAAUGGAUUUUUAAAAUCUUUAACUCAUUUUAAAGCUGAAAUAUUACUCUUUCUGAAUCCAAAGAUAAAUUUAUUUUUGGUAUGAUAAAUCUCAAAAUAUAGCUCAUCAAUUGCCAAAAAAGUGGUCUUCCAACUUGGAUGGAAAUGGCACAUUCAGGUCAAAUGGUAGUAAAAAUUUGUUUUCAUCCCUUUAAUCAACCAUAUACAAGCUGCAAAACCUUGUCUCAGAUUUUUGAUAUAUGCCUCCAGUAAGAAGAUAUAUUGAUUUAACUGCUGGGUGCCAAACCUCAUUUCACCUUUCAUCUUUGGAGACCUAUAAAUUCAUUUAGAAACAAAUUAUCCAAAAACUGGGACACGGUAUUGUAGAAAAUACUACCUUUAAUCACAUAUAUCAAAGUCAAACCAAAGGGGGUACCCAUAAAGUUUAUAUUUUUAGUUUUACCUCACAAAUCUCAUGAAAAAUUGUUCUGAGAAAUGACCCUAAAAUGGAAUUUCCCCCUUAGAACCCCUAUAAAUGCAACAUAAAUAAAAAAAAAUCCACUGGGAACACCCCAGGAGUAUUCUGACACCAUUACUUUAUCAAUAGAACCACACACUUUGUCUCUUUGAUGCUCUAAUGCUGUAAAUUUUGCAUUAUGUGUGGCACUGUGCAACACUAACUUGGCAUUUGGCGGGAGUUUGACGUCACAGAUUUGACCAAUAUCUGUGAUGUAGUA
Messenger RNA from Mytilus californianus (California mussel), 2742 nucleotides. RefSeq lists its product as uncharacterized. The transcript is spliced from 5 exons. Gene Ontology annotation, molecular function: zinc ion binding. Lineage: Eukaryota; Metazoa; Mollusca; Bivalvia; Mytilida; Mytilidae. The coding region runs from base 994 to 1728 and encodes 244 amino acids. The record is from RefSeq and is a predicted model, not a curated record.